Colletotrichum karsti is the source of this 1113-nucleotide messenger RNA. RefSeq lists its product as uncharacterized. Gene Ontology annotation, cellular component: mitochondrion. Lineage: Eukaryota; Fungi; Ascomycota; Sordariomycetes; Glomerellales; Glomerellaceae. Gene Ontology annotation, biological process: cytochrome c-heme linkage. The transcript is spliced from 2 exons. The record is from RefSeq and is a predicted model, not a curated record. The coding region runs from base 1 to 1113 and encodes 370 amino acids. Gene Ontology annotation, molecular function: holocytochrome-c synthase activity.
AUGGCCUCGGACCUGAUAGACCUCGUCUUCCUAACCCCGCUCCCAAGACACCACCGCAACCCUCCUCACGACGAAAUGUCCGACCCGAAAGAGGCCUGUCCCGUCGACCACAAGGCCCGCGAGGCCUGGCUGCAGCACGCCCGCGCCGCGAACCCGAACGACGAGACGACGACGACGACGACACCGAACCCCCCGCCGGCGCAUCCCGUACCCGAGUCCAAGUCCUGGACGCAGUCUCUCCUCUCCUACACACCCUUCUCCGGCCAGUCUGCCGCAAAGGAGCCGUCAUCACCAGGUGCAGAGGCGUGCCCCGUAGACCACAAGUCCCGCGAGGCCUGGCUCGAACAAGCCCGCGCCGCAAACGCAUCACCACCAUCACCACCAUCACCACCAUCACCACCUCAAACACCACAAGCAGCGCAACCGCAGCCCUCGUCGUCCUCCUGGACACAGUCCCUACGCUCCUACAUCCCCUUCACCUCACCCUCAUCCCCAACCGCCGACCCAACGCCACAGCCCUCACAACAACCCCCAAAACCAUCGCCCCUCGACACCCACCGCGAAGUCUCGACGAUCCCCCGCACCGCGACCUCGGCAUACCCCUACCCAUCCAGCACGACCCACGCGCCCUCGAACCACGAGCAGGAGACGGGCGCCGACGCCGCCACGGGCAACUGGAUCUACCCCUCGGAGAAGAUGUUCUUCGACGCCAUGAAGCGCAAGGGCCACGACUCCCGCGUCGCCGACAUGAAGACCGUCGUGCCCAUCCACAACGCCGUCAACGAGCGGGCCUGGAAGGAGAUCCGCGAGUGGGAGAGGCCUUAUACCGAGGGUACCGCCUGCGACGGCCCCAAACUCCACUCCUUCGCGGGCCUCAGCACAAACAUGUCCCCCAAGGCGAGGCUCAAGACCAUCCUGGGCUACGUCGCCCCCUUCGACCGCCACGACUGGGUCGUCGACCGCUGCGGCGUGCAGGUCGACUACGUCAUCGACUUCUACGCCGGGAGGCCCGACGCCCAGGGCAAGCCGAGCUUCUACCUCGACGUCAGGCCCAAGCUGAACAGCUGGGAGGGCGUCAAGAUGAGGGCGCUGAGGGGUGUCGGGCUGGCUUGA